AGAGAAAGGGGAAAAGCUAUUUCCGGGAGGCAUAUUUCACAAGUGCACAUCUGCGUAGCCACCGGAGGCGUGGCUUCUAGGAUGGACCAAUGGUCUUCUAGCAAUACUUCUCUCAUGUCACAUGACCUUUCGCGCGCUUUAAGCAAGAUGGUUGAAAAUAUUUUGCCGCGCAAUUUCCAGUAUAAAAUAAUUAAAUCACAAUCGAUUUCUACUGAAACUUUUUACUGCGAAGUCAGAUCAAAUAUAAACAGCUGUGAAGAUUUCACUACCUGGUUGAGAGAAUUUGAAAGAAAUACUAACACAUGUUGGAUACUUCGAAAAAGUUCAAUUGAUCAAUCUCGAUUUCUGUUUUCAAGGAACUAUAUUUGUCAGCAUUCUUCAUAUCGUAAAGUAAAGACUGAAGGUAAAGAUAAGAAAUGCACUGCUUCUUUAAACAUUCGAAUAAAACGAAACAGCAAAUACACUCGUUACAGAGAUCCUUUGAUCAGUGAAGGUUACUGUGCUGUUAUUCAUAUAAAUAAUAAUCACAGUCACAGAACUGGAGUUGCAGAAGCAUGGAACUGGCUUCGCAGAUCUGAAGAAACACAAGAUAUUUUUAUAAAUUUAUUUAAUAAUGGUAUGACGCCAGCAGCUGCAAAAAAUUUCCACGAAUCGUCAUUAAUGAUCGAAUCUCCCAGAACAACUGGCCAACAGCAGAAUUAA
Stegodyphus dumicola is the source of this 702-nucleotide messenger RNA. RefSeq lists its product as uncharacterized. The record is from RefSeq and is a predicted model, not a curated record. NCBI's taxonomy places the organism in Eukaryota, Metazoa, Arthropoda, Arachnida, Araneae, Eresidae.